This is a messenger RNA of Cokeromyces recurvatus, 2019 nucleotides long. Its product is annotated as Metallo-dependent phosphatase-like protein. Bases 51 to 1922 code for a protein of 623 amino acids. The transcript has 7 exons. Gene Ontology annotation, biological process: sphingomyelin catabolic process. NCBI's taxonomy places the organism in Eukaryota, Fungi, Mucoromycota, Mucoromycetes, Mucorales, Mucoraceae. The record is from RefSeq and is a predicted model, not a curated record. Gene Ontology annotation, molecular function: sphingomyelin phosphodiesterase activity.
CUUUAUUUUACAGUUUCUAUUUCAAUUUGUUUCUUCUUCUUGAAUAAGUUAUGCAUUAUUUUUUUGUAUUACUUUUGAUUUAUAUCACUUCUCUUGAAGCAAGCAGUAUCAGCCAAGCUUUUUUUACCUUUAAUUCUGUCACAGAAUUAGAAAAUAAGCUAUGCAAUCAGAUUGAUCUAUUUCUCAAUCCAAAUGAUCCCGAUGACGCCCGAAGGAAUUGUGAUUCAUGUAUUAAUUUAUUGAGCAUGGCUAAAAGGCUAUGUUUCUUUCCUGAGCCUAUUCAAUUAGCUGCAAUGAAAAAUAUUUGCCGAAAAUCAAAACUAGUAGAUAAUGAAGUUUGUGAGGGCAUAGUUCGGGAACAAGGUCCAAUCAUUCGCAGAGUCUUAAAGACAAUGGAUAUAUCUGGACGAGAUGGACAUUUGUUAUGUGCUUCAGUUUUCAAUUCUUGCCCAUAUCCUGAUGUCAAGCAGUGGAAAGUACGUUUUCCGAAACCUAAACCAACGAAUCAUGUUCACUAUAAAUCAUCAAAUAAGACGAUAACGGUUCUUCAUUUAAGCGAUUGGCAUAUUGAUCCACAAUAUGAAGAAGGAACAGAAACAAAAUGCAGUAAACCAAUCUGCUGUAGACGACAAUAUACAGACUUUGAUAAUAUUGCUAACAAGGCAUCACCUUGGGGAGCCUUUGGUUGUGACUCACCCUUACCGUUAAUUGAAACCAUGCUAGAAUAUAUACCUAUCGUUGCACCUAAUAUAUCCUUUGCCAUUUUAACAGGAGAUAUACCCCCACAUGAGGUUUGGGAAACGUUACCCAUUGAAAAGACCAAAUUUAUUCAAGACACUUCUUACGCUCUACUUCAUUCACAUUUUGACUCAUCCUUCUUGAUCGAUACAAAGCUUUAUCCAUCUAUUGGAAAUCAUGAAUCAGCCCCUACCAAUUUAUUCCCUUUAAAGGAUUCGAAUUUACCAGCAGGGAAAAGACAUGAGGAUUUAACUAUGACUUGGCUAUAUGAUACUUUAGUGAGUAAUUGGAAAGGUUGGAUUCCAUCUAAAUACCUUUCACGUGUUCAUAAACACAGCGGUAGUUAUGUUGCUUAUCCUGUGCCUGGACUAAAAUUGAUUAGUAUGAACACUAACUUUUGUUAUAACCUAAAUUGGUGGUUAUAUGAGCAACCUACUAAAAGGGACCCUAAUGGGCUAUUAAAAUGGUUCAUUAGUCAAUUGCAAGAAUCAGAAGAUAACAAGGAAAGAGUAUGGAUUAGUGGACAUACAUCUCCUGGAGAUUCUUCUUGCUUUCAUGAUUAUGCAAAUUAUUAUUAUCAAAUUAUAGAAAGAUAUGCUCCUCACGUGAUUGCAGGUCAAUUCUUUGGACAUACACAUAGAGAUGAAUUUCAAAUAUUUUAUAAGAAUGCGUCUCAGAAAGCAAAAGAUGCUAUUUCCAUAGCUUAUAUAGCGCCCUCUGUUACGCCAUAUCCUGAUCUGAAUCCAGGUUUUCGAACUUAUACAGUAGAUACUGGAACAUUUGAAGUGAUCGAUACUCAUACUUAUAUAGCAGAUCUGAAUAAAUCAACUGAAUGGGAAUUAGUGCCUAAUUGGCAUAAAGAAUAUUCUGCUAAGCAGCUUUAUGGAUCAUCAAGUAAUACCUUUAAGGCAUUAUCUCCUUCUUGGUGGCAUAAAGUGACUGAAGAAAUGGAGUUGGAUGAUGAAAAGUUUGAUUUAUAUUGGCUCAAUAGAUAUAAAUCAUCUCCUCUUACACCAAAAUGUGACCUUUCUUGUCGUACUAACGCUAUCUGCAGUAUUCGUGCUGGUAAAUCAGAAUUACGCUGUGAUUACGAUCCAUCUUCUUCUACACCUAGGCCGGUUAUAUUGAAUCAUAAAGAACGAGAUGCUUGUGGUGUAUCCUUAUUAAAAAAAGUAGAAGUAUAAUAAUAAUAAUAAUUUCUGCUGAGUUUGUAAAUAUGGGUUAAAUUAUUAUCUUCUUUUUGUACACAUGCAUUAUUCUUCUUCUUAAUAAAAUAGAGCC